Molecule: messenger RNA, 783 nt
Organism: Drosophila ficusphila
Lineage: Eukaryota; Metazoa; Arthropoda; Insecta; Diptera; Drosophilidae
Gene: ND-ACP
Product: acyl carrier protein, mitochondrial
Exons: 5
Coding region: 137-682 (181 amino acids)
Biological process (GO): fatty acid biosynthetic process
Cellular component (GO): mitochondrion
Molecular function (GO): acyl binding; acyl carrier activity
Source: RefSeq, a predicted model, not a curated record
GCAAAACUGGAUUUUUUAGGAUUUUAAAAAUUUGGUGUUCUUGAGGUAAAAAUUCUGCCUAUCUGGGUACACUGCUUUAUUCACUUGCUCCGGAACUUUUACAUAAUCUUAAAAGGAAAACUCAGUGAAUACCGAGAUGUCGUUCUCACAGAUCGCGCGUAGCUGCAGUCGACUGGCGGCGACUUUGGCCCCCCGAAGGAUCGCCUCCGGUGCCCUCGUCCAGUCACAGGCUUCCAGGAUGAUGCACAGGCUCGCCGUGCCAGCCAUGACUAGCCAAUUAAGCCAAAAAUUCGGUGUGCGCAGCUACUCGGUCAAGAGCACCAUCGACGACAUCAAGUUCCGCGUGCUGAAGGUUGUCUCUGCCUACGACAAAGAGUGCAGAGCUCGCUGGCAAACGCAAUCGGUGCGCAGAUACUCGGCGAAACCGCCGCUUUCGCUGAAGCUGAUCAAUGAGCGCGUCUUGCUCGUGCUUAAGCUCUACGACAAGAUCGAUCCCAGCAAGCUCAACGUUGAUUCGCACUUCAUCAACGACUUGGGACUGGACUCCUUAGACCAUGUGGAGGUCAUUAUGGCCAUGGAAGACGAGUUCGGUUUCGAAAUCCCCGACUCUGAUGCCGAGAAGCUGCUUAAACCUGCCGACAUUAUUAAGUACGUCGCCGACAAGGAGGAUGUGUACGAGUAAAUUGUAAUUGUAAUGCAAACCAUUAAAGAUUACACUUAAAUUUAAAUAGAAAACAAGUCAAAUACAAUUUGAGCAACUGAAUAAACCAAACGUUAAAUUAA